GGCCGGUAUGGCGGGCGGGGCCGUCAUGGCGGGCAGCGCCGAGGAGGGGUUGUACUCGCGGCAGCUGUACGUGCUGGGCGGCGGCGCACGCCGGUUGUCCGGGGCAGCGGUGCUGGUGUCGGGGCUCCGCGGGACAGGAGCGCAGGUGGCAGCGGCGCUGGUGCUGGCAGGGACCGGGCGCUUCGUGUUGCACGACCGCGGAGAGGCUUCCCUAGCCGACCGAGGCCAGCAGUUCCUCCUGCGGGAGAGCGACAUAGGGCAGAACUGAGCUGAGGCAUCCCGGCGGGCCCUGGCCGAGCUGAACCCCUGCGUGGCAGUGGUGGCUUACACCGGGGAGCUGUCAGAGGCCUUCCUCACCUCCUUCCAGCAGAGCCCAUUCACAGCACAGGCACACGUGGUGGUGCUGACCGAGUCCCCGCUGGAAGAGCAGAUCCGCAUUGGGAACUUCUGCCAUGCCCAAGGCAUCUGCUUCAUCGUGGCUGACGCUAAGGGGCUGGUGGGGCAGCUGUUCUGCGACUUUGGGGAGCACUUCAUCAUUAAUGACCCAGCAGAAGGGGAGCCGGUAUGUGCUGCCGUGAAGCACAUCUCCAAGGGCAACCCGGGCAUAGUGACAUGCACGGGGAUGGAGGGCAGCUGUGGCCACCUCUUCAGUGAUGGUGACCUGGUGACAUUUUCUGGUGUGGAGGGGAUGACGGAGCUGAACGGCCUGGAGCCUGUCCCCGUGCAAGUGAUGGAUGCCUUCAGGCUGAAGAUUGGUGACACCAGGUCCUUCUCGCGCUACCGCUGCAGGGGCCUGGUUUCGCAGGUGCGGCUGCCCCAGGUGUGCUCCUAUAAGCCCCUGUCCCAGGCACUGGCAGAGCCGAAGAUCCAAGUGGCAAAUCCUGAGGAGCUGCCGCGCAGCCGCAGCCUCCAUGCUGCCUUCCAGGCCCUGCACGCUUUCUGUAAGGAGCAGGGUCGCCUGCCCCGGCCCAGGGCACCAGUGGAUGCCAAGCGGGUGCUGGAGCUGGCGUGGAGCCUGGCGGUGCAGCCUGGUCCCCUGGACGAGGACGUCGUGCGAGCCUUUGCAAGCGUCAGUGCAGGGGAUCUGUGCCCUGUGGCUGCUGUUGUCGGGGCCGUGGCAGCCCAGGAGGCCCUGAAGGCCAUCACUGGGAAGUUCCUGCCCCUAGACCAGUGGUUGUACUUCGAUGCCCUUGAGUGCCUGGCGCUGGAGGGGGUCACACAGCUGACAGAGGAGGACUGUGUCCCGAGGGGCUCUCGCUAUGAUGGGCAGAUUGCCGUCUUCGGGGCCGCAUUCCAAGAGCUGCUGGGCCGCCAGAAGUACUUGGUGGUGGGAGCUGGUGCUAUCGGCUGCGAGCUGCUCAAAAACUUUGCCAUGAUGGGGCUGGCGGCCGGGCCAGAGGGGCACAUCACUGUCACUGACAUGGACACCGUCGCCCUCUCCAACCUCCAUCGGCAGCUCCUCUACCGUUCAGCAGAUGUAUUGAAGCCAAAGUCAGUGGUGGCUGCAGCGGCUGUGCGGCGCAUGAACCCCGAUAUCAGAGUGACAGCUCAUCAGAAUCAGGUGGGACCUGCCACCGAGAUGCUCUACAGGGAUGAUUUCUUCCGGCACCUGGAUGGUGUUGCCAGUGCCCUGGACACACUGGAGGCACGUGCCUACUUGGAGAGCUGCUGCUUCCGCUACCUCACGCCACUGCUGGACUCGGGUACGGAGGGACCACGGGGGAACGUACUGGCCAUGGUGCCCCACCUGACCAAGCUGCUGGGGCCGGCUGCUGCCCCUGAGGAUGACACCUUCCCUGUCUGCACCCUCCGGUACUUCCCUCACACCAUCCAGCACACACUGCAGUGGGCCACGCGCAGGAUAUGGCCCCAGCUGCUUCCUGCUGGCAGCGCAAGCUUUACCGCUGGCCCCAGCCCCAGCAUGGCCUCUCCCUCCCCCUGGGCUUCGGAUGGGGGUGACGUGAUUGUGGAGUCCCAGUACUCAACACCUGCUCCCCCUCCACAGUGGGCCCGUGAUGAGUUUGAGGGGCUUUUCCAGCUGCCUGCGGAGCAUGUCAAUCACUUCAUGGAAGAUCCGGCUUUCCCAGAGCAGCUGCCAACAGGGAAGGCCGUGGAGGUCCUGGAACAAGUGUGGAGGAGCCUUCAGGAGCGGCCACGGGACUGGCAGGACUGCGUUCGCUGGGCCCGCCGGCACUGGCAGAGCUGCUGCCAUGAUGCCGUUGCCCAGCUGCUGCACACCUUCCCCCCGGAGCAUGAAGUCAGGCCGGGUGUCCCCUUCUGGGCAUGGGACAGGACCUGUCCCCAUCCACUGAUAUUCAACCCUGACAAUGACACCCACCUGGAGUACAUCAUGUCUGCUGCCCACCUCUUUGCCCAGUCACACAAGAUACCACCAUGCAGCGACCGUGCAUCCGCCCAGACUGUCCUCCGCAGUGUGGUCCUGCCACCCUUCGUGCCGCAGGAGGGAUUCCAGAUCCACUUCACAGAGGAGCAGGAGGAGGUGCUGGCAGAUGACAAGAGACUGGAAGAGCUCACCCGGGACCUGGGGCAGCAGUGACAGGAGCUGAUAGGGGGUGAAGAAGCACAAGUGCCCCUGAUGGAGCCCAUCCACUUUGAGAAGGACAAUGACAUCCACAUAGACUUUAUCACAGCAGCAUCGAACCUGCGUGCAGAGAGCUACAGCAUCCCUGCCGCCAGCUGGCUGAUGAGCAAGCAGAUCACAGGGCGGAUCGUGCCUGCCAUCAUCACCACCACAGCGGCCGUGGCUGGGCUGGCGUGCCUGGAGGUCUACAAGCUGGUGUGGGGGUGCCAGGACCUCAGUUGCUACCGCAACAGCAACUUCUCCCUGUCUGACUGCCUGCUGCUCCGCUUCCAGCCCCCGCCAUCUUCUGUCUACUGGUACUGUGGGCGGGAGUGGAGCUGCUGGGACCGGCUGGAGAUACAGGCAGUCAGUGCAGACGGGGAGGAGAUGACAGUCCAGAACAUACUAGACUGGAUGCAGAGGACACAUGGCUGGACCGUGACCAUGCUCCUGCAUGGUUUCACUGUACUCUAUGACAGCGGGGAGAAUGAAGGAAUACGAGCCCUGAUGCAGAAACAGAGGUUAUCAGCAACCCUGGAAAAUGCCGGGGAGCCACAGCAGCGGGUGCUGAAGCUGGAGUAUGUGUGCGAGGAAGAGGAUGCUGAGACUGAAGCUACCCGUCCCCCUCUCAUGUGCUUCCUACCCUGAGGGAGGGCUGGCAUCCCCGACCCCCUGCAAUAAAAG
Pezoporus occidentalis (night parrot) is the source of this 3265-nucleotide messenger RNA. RefSeq names its product ubiquitin like modifier activating enzyme 7 (gene UBA7). The transcript is spliced from 23 exons. The record is from RefSeq and is a predicted model, not a curated record. Gene Ontology annotation, biological process: protein sumoylation. NCBI's taxonomy places the organism in Eukaryota, Metazoa, Chordata, Aves, Psittaciformes, Psittacidae. Gene Ontology annotation, cellular component: SUMO activating enzyme complex; cytoplasm. Gene Ontology annotation, molecular function: SUMO activating enzyme activity.